This is a messenger RNA of Neltuma alba, 1009 nucleotides long. RefSeq names its product PR5-like receptor kinase. The record is from RefSeq and is a predicted model, not a curated record. Gene Ontology annotation, biological process: protein phosphorylation. Gene Ontology annotation, molecular function: protein kinase activity; ATP binding. Lineage: Eukaryota; Viridiplantae; Streptophyta; Magnoliopsida; Fabales; Fabaceae. Bases 109 to 999 code for a protein of 296 amino acids. The transcript has a single exon.
GUACUGAGUGCCCCUUGUGCUUUAAUAUUCUUGAUUAUCCGAUGGAGAAGAAGGCAUCAAUCUUAUUAUGACAAUGUUGAGGACUUCCUCCGAAAUAACAGUAACCUGAUGCCCAUCAAGUACUCUUACUCAGAGAUCAAGAAAAUGACCAGUGGCUUCAAACACAAGUUGGGUGAAGGAGGCUAUGGUUAUGUGUAUAAAGGUAAGCUUCGAAGCAAUCGUGAUGUAGCCGUCAAGUUACUGACAAAGUCCAAAGCCAAUAAUGCACAAGAUUUCAUUAGUGAAGUUGCCACUAUUGGCAGGAUUCAUCAUGUCAAUGUGGUGCAGCUGAUUGGAUUCUGCACUGAAAGAAGUAAGCGAGCUCUUGUUUAUGAAUUUAUGCCUAAUGGAUCACUUGACAAGUACAUAUUCUUGGAGAGACAAAGCAACACGCCCCUCAAUUACAAGAAAAUAUUUAACAUUUCUCUUGGGAUUGCUCGAGGAAUUGAGUAUUUACAUCGAGGAUGUGAUAUGCAAAUUCUACACUUUGAUAUCAAACCUCACAAUAUCCUUCUUGAUGAAAAUUUUAAUCCAAAGAUUUCGGAUUUCGGAUUAGCUAAGUUGUAUCCAUUAGAUAAUAGUAUUGUGUCUCUGACAAAUGCAAGAGGAACAUUUGGAUACAUGGCUCCUGAAUUCUUGUACAAGAACAUUGGAGGAAUAUCACACAAAGCUGAUGUUUAUAGUUUUGGGAUGCUACUGAUGGAAAUGGCUGGCAGAAGGAAGAACUCAAAUGUCAUUGAGCAUUCCUGGCAGACCUAUUUUGCUAAAUGGGUUUAUGAUCAAUUUGAGGAAUCAAUAGAGGGGAGCAAUAUCUCAGAUGAGGAAAGAGGAAUUGCAAAGAAGAUGAUCAUAAUAGCUUCACAUUGCAUACAGAUGUAUCCUAAUGAUCGACCCUCGAUGAAGAAUGUGUUAGAGAUGCUUGAGGGAGAAAUGGAGCUUCAAGAGGCUCUUCCUCCCUAAAUUUAUGUAA